AUGCUACAGGUGUUUCGCCGCAAGUCGUAUUGGAUUGUGAUCGCGCUGGGGUUGCUGCAGUUUCUGAUUUACUGGGCGCUGAUUUACGCCGUGAACCAGGUGAACUUCCCCAAGCGGAUACAAGGCGACAUCCUCGACUUCAUGGGCUUCGGCUCGACCACCAGCGGCGACGGGAACGGUUACAUCCGUUUUAUGCGGCAGCAGAGCGUGAUCGUGAUGAUCUUGCUGGCGUUUGCCGGCAGCUUGCUGGUGGGAACCGACUUCCGCAUGAACUCGUUGCCGUUCUACCUAUCGCGGCGGAUCGACCGUCGACACUAUAUCGUGGGCAAGCUGCUGGCCGUGAGCGCCAUCGUCACACUGAUGACCACUGUGCCGGCCUUGCUGCUGUUUUUCGAAUACGGAUUCCUUACCGCGUCGGUCGAUUAUUGGGUGGACAACUGGGAGAUUCCGGUCUCGGUGAUUGUGUACGGGCUGGUGAUUUGCGCCGUGCUGAGCACAUUAAUCGUCACGCUGUCGGCUUACUUGCAGCGUGUGGCACCGAUCGCCAUCACGUGGUCGAGUGUGUUCGUAUUGUUGGGCAGCAUGUCGCAGUUUCUUCGCUCGGGCGAUGGUAGUCAUUACUGGGGACUAAUCGAUCCCUGGCGAGAUAUGCGUUACGUGGGGCGAUUGUGUUUCGGCGACUUCGAUAAUGCGCAACAGGAAGACUUCGCCUGGUGGGCAUUGCUGGUCUUGGUGGCCGUAUGCACGCUGGCGAUGGCUGCGUUGGUGCAUCGUGUACGCCAGACAUUCAUGUUUCUGUCGUUCGACCAUGUGACGAAGCUCUAUGGCCCCGUUGUUGGGGUGAACGACAUUAGUUGUCGGGUGGGGCCGGGGAUCACCGGGUUGCUGGGAGCCAACGGGGCUGGGAAGUCGACGAUGAUGAAGCUGGCCAGCGGACAGCUUCGUCCCACCUCGGGCACAGUGACACUCGAUAGCCACAAUGCCUGGUCGGGAGCCGCGAAACGUUGCUUCGGGUUCAGCCCUGAUAUCAACAGCUUCUACGAAGAGAUGACCGGCCGGGAGUUCGUGUAUGCGAUGACCCGGCUCUAUGGGUUUUCUGCCCGAGAGUCGCGCGAGCGGACGGAACGGGCGCUGGAAGAAGUUGGCAUGAGCGAUCGGGCCGACCGCCACAUUGCCGGGUGCAGUCAUGGUAUGCGGCAACGCAUCAAGCUGGCCCAGGCUUUGGUGAAUAAUCCGCCGAUUCUGCUGUUAGACGAACCGAUGACUGGGAUCGACCCUGGGGGGCGGCGCGAGAUUGGCGAGUUGCUCAUCCAACAGGCCGAACAGGGCAAAACGAUUUUGGUAUCGAGCCACAUUCUGGUCGAGGUUGAAAGCCUGGCCGAUUCAAUUCUGAUGAUCGCCCGGGGGCGAAUCGUGGCCUCAGGCACGUUGUCUGAUGUGCGGAACCUGAUCGACGACCAACCGUUCACGGUGCAGAUUGUGGUGGAACCUCCGCGGCGGAUGGCGGCCUUGUUGCUGGAGUUCGAAGAGGUGCACUCGGUCGAGGUGCGGGGCGAUACGCUUACUGUGCGAACGCAACAGCCGGCGCAGUUCUUCGCCCGAGUUGGCGAGUUGGUGAUGCAAGAAGGGGACGUCAUGAAUCUGUGGCGAGCAUUCUCGACGCUGGUCAUGUUGUCGUUCCGGCGACUGCUGUGGUCGGCCUCCACGCUCAUGGUCUCCUUCCCCCUGCUCGGGUGUGCGCUGUUCUUAGUGCGACGUCGCUACACGUUUGGCUACGAGGGUGCGGAAUUCCGCAACGAGCAGAUCGCGUUCGGACACUUCAGCGAAGAGCUGGUGCUGCUGAUCUUUGUGUCGUUCAUCAUGCCGAUCUGUGCGCUGGCCUACGCGACGACCAGUGUUGGGGGUGAUCGGGAAGAUCGCACCUUGUUAUUCCUGCUGGUGAGGCCGAUCCCGCGGUGGUUGGUGGUGCUGGCGAAGCUGAUUGCCACGUUGCCUCUGGUGCUAGGGCUGAUCGUGGGCAGCUUUUGGGUGUAUUGCCGGCUGGCAGGGCCGGUGGGUGCGACGGCCUUCGAGCUGUAUUUGCCGGCGGUGUUUUAUAUGACGGUGGCUUAUGUGUCGCUGUUCCAUCUGUUCGCCGUUUCGUUUCGGCACUCGACGAUCAUCGCCCUGGUGUAUUCGCUUUUCAUGGAGAUUCUGAUCGGCAGCAUGCCGGGGAUUGUGAAGCGGGUGACGGUGAGCUUCUUCGGCAAGUCGAUGAUCUUCGAGAUGGGGGCCGACCACGGGCUGAAUCCCCCGAACCCCCAGUGGUUCGUGCCGAUGACGACCCAGGGGGCCGGCAUCAUGCUGGCCGUGAUUAGCCUCGCCGGCUUGCUGCUCACGCUGUUGAUUUUCUCGCGGCGAGAAUACCGCGAUUUAACGUGCACGAGGUCUGGUUCGACUUUUAUUGAAUGGAUUUGCAACGUCAUGGCGACAAACGAGUCGGUGGUUAACGAGCUGCGUUGGAAGAAGUUCCCUCUACUCGACGAAGGCUUUGUGUGCCUGGUCGAUGUAAUGGGCGACGACCAGUCGGUCGUGCAGGCGGCUCGGGUCAGCUACGGCGAAGGGACCAAGAAGGUGUCCGACGACCGGGGGCUCAUUCGCUACCUGCUGCGUCACCGUCAUACCACGCCGUUCGAAAUGGCCGAAGUGAAGCUGCUGGUUCGCGUGCCGAUGGACACAUGGCGGCAGUGGAUUCGCCAUCGUACGGCCAACGUGAACGAAUACUCCACGCGGUACUCGCUGGCCAUCGAUGCCGCGCAAACCACACCGGCCGAUGCCUGGCGAACGCAAGCGGCUUCGAACCGUCAGGGGAGCGAAGGUCAACUCGAUGUCGAACAGGGUCGUGAUCUUUCGGCGGCCGAGGCUGAGUUACAGGCCCACACGCGUCGGGUGUAUGAGCAACGUAUCGAGAUGGGGGUUGCCCGCGAGCAGGCGCGUAAGGAUCUUCCGCUGUCGACUUAUACCGAGGCUUACUGGAAAGUCGAUCUGCAUAACCUGCUGCAUUUUCUUGCGCUGCGAAUGGACAGCCAUGCCCAAUGGGAGAUUCGGCAGUAUGCGGCGGCGAUUGGGGAGGAGAUCGUCAAACCUCUGUUCCCGCUGGUGUGGGAAGCGUUUGUCGAUUACCGCAUGGAGGGGAUGUUCCUCACCCGACUCGAUCGCGAAGUGCUGGUGCGUCUGAUGGCGCGAGUUCAAGAAGCCGGCCGCGCGGUGGCCACCGACGAAGACUUCAUGGCCGUGCAAGACCCGACAUGGGAAUCGCUGACGCGGUGCCGGGAGCGCGACGAAUGCCGCGCCAAACUCGCCCGACUGGGCAUCUUCGGGCCGGUUGCUUCGCCUGAAAGUGCUGAGCAGCCGGAUGCGUCGUCGGCCAAGGGCUGA
This is a messenger RNA of Cladocopium goreaui, 3417 nucleotides long. Lineage: Eukaryota; Dinophyceae; Suessiales; Symbiodiniaceae. The record is from the annotation of a GenBank genome assembly.